AUGGCGGACUUCUACGACCUCGAGGCGAUGGACGCCGUCCGCCUCACGUGGAACGUCUGGCCCAACAGCAAGGUCGAGGCCGCGAAGUGCCAGAUGCCGUUCGUCGGCUUCUACACUCCCAACAAAGAGAAGCAGGACCUCAUGGUCUGUCCGUACGACGCCAUCCCCUGUCGGAGCUGCGGCUCGGUCCUGAACCCGUACGCGCGGGUCGACUUCCAGGGCAAGAUGUGGACGUGCCCGUUCUGCAUGCAGCGCAACCAGUUCCCCCCGCACUACGCGGAGAUCGCGGAGAACAACCUCCCGGCCGAGCUUUUCGCGCAACACACGACGAUCGAGUACACGACGCAGUCACAGUCCGUGGCUCCUCCGGCGUACCUCUUCGUCAUGGACACAUGCGUCACCGAGGAGGAGCUCAACGCGGCCAGGAUCGCGGUCCAGCAGGCCAUCUCCGAGAUGGACGAGCGCUCCCUGGUCGGACUCGUCACCUUCGGCACGCACGUCCAGGUGCACGAGCUCGGCCCGUCCGACCUCCCGCGGUCCUACAUCUUCCAGGGCGGCAAGGAGUACACCACGCAGAAAAUCCGCGACAGUCUCGGCCUCGGCCGCUCCGCCAACGCGCGCCAGCAGCAGCAGCAGCAGCCCGGCACGUACCAGCCCCCGCAGCAGCGCCCGUCGGUCCCUCUAGGCCUGGGGAGGUUCCUCGUCCCCCUCGCCGACUGCGAGUUCACCCUCGCGAACGUGCUCGAGGACCUCACCGUGGACCCGUUCCCCGUCGUCUCGGACCACCGCCCGCAGCGGUGCACCGGCAACGCGGUGCAGGUGGCGUCCGCGGUCAUGUCGGGCUCGGUCGUGCCCGGGAUGGGCGCCGCGCGCGUGAUGCUCCUGGCGGGCGGGCCCGUGACGGAGGGCGGCGGGAAGAUGGUCGGGCAGCCGCUCGAGGACCCGAUCCGGUCGCACAAGGACCUCCGCGCGGGGUCGUGUCCCUACCACGCAAAAGCCUGCGCGUUCUUCCGGCAGCUCGGCGACGGGAUGGCCGCGGAGUCGCAGGUGCUCGACGUGUUCGUGUGCAGCCUCGAGCAGGUCGGGCUGGCCGAGAUGAAGGCGUGCGUCGAGGCCACGGGGGGGGUUGUCGUCAUGACUGACACGUUCCAGAAUCCCGUGUUCCGGGAAUCCUUCCAGCGCAUGUUCGCGCGGGACGACCAGGACGGCGCGCUGCACCUCUCGAGCGACGCCACGUUCGAGGUCGUCACCUCGCGCGACAUCCGCGUGCAGGGCCUCAUCGGCCCCGCGCACGCGCUGCCCAAACGCGGCACCGCGCAGUCGGCCGUGUCCGACAAGCCGAUCGGCGAGGGCGGCACGACGGUUUGGCGGAUGCCCGGGCUGGACGCGCACAGCACGCUCGCGGUCUUCUUCGAGAUCACGGGGACGUACAAGGACCACGCCGAACAAGCGGCGGCGGCGGCGGCCAACUGCCAGUUCUUCCUGCAGUUCAUUUGCCGGUACAUCCACUCGUCGGGGCAGGCGCGCGUGCGCGUGACGACGAUCACGCGGCGCUGGACGGACGGCUCGAACCUCAACGACCUCGUGGCCGGGUUCGACCAGGAGGCGGCGGCGGUGGCCAUGGCGCGGCUGGCGAGCUGGAAGAUGGAGAACGAGGAGGACUUCGACGCGACGCGGUGGCUCGACCGCAGCCUGAUCUCGCUGUGCAGCCGCUUCGGGGACUACCGCCGCGACGACCCCGGGAGCUUCCAGCUGGCGCCGCAACUCUCCAUGUACCCGCAGUUCAUGUUCUACCUGCGGAGAUCGCAGUUCGUGCAAGUGUUCGGGCACUCCCCGGACGAGACGGCGUACUUCCGGCUCAUGCUGGACAAGGAGACGGUCGGCGACGCCAUCACGAUGAUUCAACCACCGCUGAUGGCGUACGGCUUCCAGGGGCCGCCCGAGCCGGUCAUGCUCGACGUGGCGUCGAUUCUUCCGGAGCGGAUCCUGCUGCUGGACUCGUACUUCACGGUCGUGGUGUUCCACGGCACGACGAUCGCGCAGUGGCGCAAGGCGGAGUAUCACCUGCAGCCAGAGCACGCUGCGUUCGCGCAGCUGCUCGAGGCGCCCAAGGCGGACGCGCGCGCGAUCAUCGACGACCGGUUCCCGGCGCCGCGGCUGGUGGACUGCGACCAGAACGGCAGCCAGGCGCGGUUCUUGCUGGCGAAGCUCAACCCGAGCAGCACGUACAGCAACGCGCAGGGGAUGACGGCGGAGGUGAUCAUGACGGACGACGUGUCGCUCGACGUGUUCAUGGAGCACCUCCGGAAACUGUGCGUCCAGGCGCAGUAG
Messenger RNA from Pedinophyceae sp. YPF-701, 2331 nucleotides. The record is from the annotation of a GenBank genome assembly. NCBI's taxonomy places the organism in Eukaryota, Viridiplantae, Chlorophyta, Pedinophyceae.